AUGGUCAAACAACGCACUAACAAUGGAACUGCUGUCACGAUCACAAAAAGAUCUUUAAAACAUUCUGGCUCUUCCGCUCAAGCUGGUCCAAGCGUUACAAAGACACGUGGACGAAAGUCGAAUGUUGGCGCAGAGUCAGGAUAUGGAGGAUUUGAUCGGGCUUCUUCAAAAACUAGCAAAAAAUCCAAUUCCCGUUUUAACAAAUUCGAAAGGGAACAAGAAGCAAGAUUACAAGAAGCAAUGGAAUUAAUAAACGGUGAAAGUGGUGUCGUCAAUGUUUGGGUUUCCGAAAUGAAAAAUAUCGCUUUGUCUGUAAUGAAAAAAAUGGAUGAGAAAUUAAAUCACGAAAAUAAUUGUAUCAAAAAUUUAAAACUUGAAUUUGAAAAAUAUCAGUCUGUUACAACAGAAACGUUGGAUCACCUAGCAAAAAUUCACACACAUUCUCAAAGAUUCCGCCGUGAAUUAGAUAACGAAUUGAAGCGAAUUUACACUACCGAUGAAACAGAGUUAAACGAAUCUUUAGAACAUUUUAUAAAGGAUCAAAGACAAGUUCGAAAGUCCUUGGUUAAGUCAAACAAGGAAAUUCACGACAUGUCCGCUCUCAAAAGAAUGUUAUCAGAAGUUUAA
Messenger RNA from Cetraspora pellucida, 627 nucleotides. Lineage: Eukaryota; Fungi; Glomeromycota; Glomeromycetes; Diversisporales; Gigasporaceae. The record is from the annotation of a GenBank genome assembly.